AAUAAACAACAUGAUUUUAUAAAACAAAUUAAUUGAAAACAGAGGAGAAAAGUUUACAAUAUUUAUAGCAUAUGGUACAAAUAGAUUUUUGUAAAACCUCAGCAAAAAACCCCCAUUCCAUCCGCGUUUCUGAACCCUAACAUCUGCAAUGGCGUCUCGGUUUCGUGUACUGUCAAGACCAGCAACGAACCUUGUUAAAUUCACAAUGAACAAACCGUCAAGCAUACCCACUACUUCCUCUUUUCACAUUCCUCGCCCAUUUCCAACACUCUCAAGGCCAUUGGCUCAAGUGGGUUGUCUUCAAUCUCUGCUGCCACUCCAUAGUGCUGUGUCUUCAGCUAGACUCACAUCUUGCCUUGGUAUUGAUUCCAAAGGUUCAAGGUCUUUGUCUCAGGAGUUAGGACUCUCAGUUCCGCGAUAAGAGACUAUUUAUUGCUCAAGGAAGAAGAAGGUUAUUUAGUCACUAUCACAACUUCUUAUCAGCUGAUGUCCUUCCAUAAUUUUCUGCAAUUUCUGACCUUAAUCAUGUAUGAUCUAUUGACAGCAUGCAUCUUCUUUUUCCUCAAUUGCCCAAGUUUUUGUUCGAUUUUGGAAGGUAUAGUCCCUCGAUUUCGUUUAGAAACAAUUUUGAAGUAAUAAUGUUGGUACUCAUGCCAUACUGCUCAA
Molecule: messenger RNA, 666 nt
Organism: Capsicum annuum
Lineage: Eukaryota; Viridiplantae; Streptophyta; Magnoliopsida; Solanales; Solanaceae
Product: protein NONRESPONDING TO OXYLIPINS 2, mitochondrial
Exons: 3
Coding region: 149-421 (90 amino acids)
Source: RefSeq, a predicted model, not a curated record